Messenger RNA from Helicoverpa armigera (cotton bollworm), 1789 nucleotides. Its product is annotated as RING-type E3 ubiquitin-protein ligase PPIL2. The coding region runs from base 159 to 1721 and encodes 520 amino acids. Gene Ontology annotation, molecular function: peptidyl-prolyl cis-trans isomerase activity; ubiquitin protein ligase activity. Gene Ontology annotation, cellular component: catalytic step 2 spliceosome. Gene Ontology annotation, biological process: protein polyubiquitination; protein folding; protein peptidyl-prolyl isomerization. Lineage: Eukaryota; Metazoa; Arthropoda; Insecta; Lepidoptera; Noctuidae. The transcript is spliced from 9 exons. The record is from RefSeq and is a predicted model, not a curated record.
UGACACUUGACAGCUUGACAGUUAAUGGAUGGCUAUUUCGUGGUGUUGUUUAUCAAUUUUAUAAUUCCAAGUUUUCUACUGAACACGAAGUAAUUGAAUAAAAUUACUUUUAUUUUCUCAUUUUAUCUAUUCGCGCGUGAAGAAAACCAAACACCAAAAUGGGGAAACGACAGCAUCAAAAGGAUAAAAUGUACUUAACGUACACGGAGUGGACUACACUGUACGGUGGCAAGAGAUCAGGCACCAGUAAGGAAGAGGACACUACAUUUAAACGGCUACCAUUUGAUCACUGCUGUUUAUGUCUUCAGCCCUUUGACGAUCCAUAUUGCGACGCAGACGGCAACGUAUUCGAGUUGCAAGCUAUCUUAGAGUUCGUCAAAAAGUUCAAAGUGAAUCCAGUUACUGGGAAAAAACUUGACGUCAAAUCUCUAACAAAACUGAACUUCUUCAAAAAUGCUGAAGAAGACUACCAUUGCCCCGUUCUAUUCAAGCCAUUCACAAAAAACUCGUACAUUGUUGCCAUCAAAACCAGCGGCAAUGUGUACUCCAAUGAGGCCGUUGAACAGCUCAACAUUAAAGGGAAAAACUGGAAAGACCUCAUCAAUGACACACCAUUUGCUAGAAGUGAUAUCAUUACUAUACAGGACCCUAACAACUUGGGGAAGUUCAAUAUCUCUUUGUUUCAUCACAUUAAGAAUAAUUUGAAAGUUGAGACUGAAGAGGAAAUAGCCAUGAGAAAGGAUCCACAUGCAAGACUCAAAACUGUGUCAGCUGAAACAAAAGAUAUUCUACAAGAACUGGAGAAAGAGUACAAAGCACCAGAAAAGAAAGAAGUAAAAAAAGAGGUAGCAGACAAGUUCAAUGCGGCCCACUACUCAACGGGCAUGGUGGCAGCCAGUUUCACAUCGACAGCCAUGAUGCCGGAGACAGUCCACGAAGCAGCCAUUAUCUGUGAGGAUGACGUCAAAUAUGAUAUGGUUAAGAAAAAAGGAUAUGUCAGACUGGUGACAAACUUGGGGCCUUUGAAUUUCGAGUUGUACUGCGACUUGACGCCGAAAGCGUGUGACAACUUCAUAAGGCACUGCAAUAAUGGAUACUACAAUGGAACCAAGUUCCAUAGAUCUAUUAGGAAUUUUAUGAUACAAGGAGGCGAUCCAACUGGCACAGGACUGGGUGGUGAAUCAGUGUGGAAGAAACCAUUUGAAGAUGAAGUCAAACCGAACUUGCAUCACACUGGCAGAGGCGUGCUGUCUAUGGCUAACUCUGGACCUAAUACUAACGGAUCACAGUUCUUCAUCACCUUCCGAUCAUGCAAGCAACUGGACGGCAAGCACACGAUAUUCGGCAAGCUGGUCGGCGGUAUGGACACGCUGACCGCUAUGGAACAAAUAGAAGUGGAUAACAAGGACAGACCCAUACAGGACAUUGUUAUUGACGUGGCUCAAGUGUUUGUGGAUCCUUUCGCUGAAGCUGAAGAACAGCUUGUCAAAGACAGAGCAGAAGAACUAAAAAGAAAAGCAGAAACAGAAGAUUCACAGAUCAGGCCGAAAAAGGCGAAACAACCGCUAAAAGUAUUCAGGGAUGGAGUGGGGAAAUAUCUUAAUUUGCAAGAGGUUGCCCCCCCUGCUACCACUAGCAAAACCGCUAAGACACAAGAAGUUCCCGCCAAAAAAGUAAAAAAGGACGGAAAAUUUGGCUUUGGUGGUUUCGACAAUUGGUGAAUGAAGAAAAAAAUAAUUUUAGGCUUAUUUGUAUAAAAUUAAAAACAAUAAAAUAACAUACAAUACUA